Molecule: messenger RNA, 656 nt
Organism: Actinia tenebrosa (Australian red waratah sea anemone)
Lineage: Eukaryota; Metazoa; Cnidaria; Anthozoa; Actiniaria; Actiniidae
Biological process (GO): intracellular protein transport; vesicle-mediated transport
Cellular component (GO): membrane coat
Source: RefSeq, a predicted model, not a curated record
CCUGGGCGAAACUAGUUUUCAGCUGAAAUGUUGUUCAUCAUGAGUGAAAGAUGCUGAAAUUCUUAUUCCUCGUUAACAAACAAGGCCAAACACGGCUGUCUCAGUAUUAUGAGUACAUUAAAUUAGAAGAAAGAAGUAGUUUAGAGGCAGAAAUUGUCCGUAAAUGUCUAACCAGAAAUGAAGAUCAGUGCUCGUUCAUGGAGUAUAAAAACUUCAAGGUUGUUUAUCGAAGAUAUGCUUCGCUGUAUUUCAUCGUAGGGGUCGAUUCUUCCGAGAAUGAGUUGGGGAUAUUAGAGUUUAUUCAUAAUCUUGUGGAAAUAUUAGACAAAUACUUUGAAAGUGUGUGUGAGUUGGAUAUCAUGUUUAAUUUAGRCAAAGUACACAUGAUUUUAGAGGAAAUGAUUAUGAAUGGUCACAUCGUAGAAGCAAACAAAAGCCGUGUACUAGCACCCCUCGUGGAGCUGGAUAAAGUAUCUAGUAGAUGAAAUACAUUAGUAAGUUUUUGCCUUAUCCCUCUUGCAGCCUCAUCCUGAUAAUGUUUUGUAAAAUAGAUAAUCCAAGUUUCCAUUUAUUUACUUCUUCUCCAUUCUAAAAAAAGUCAUGUUCAUUUAUGUUUAUUAGAAAAAUUGUAAAAUAAAAGUGUAAAUAUCAUUCAA